GGCCCCGCGCGGCGUCCCGGCGGGGGAGGCCGGAGCUCUCGGUGCGCGGCCGGCGGGCGGAGCCGCAGGUGAGCCGGGAUGCGCGCGCGCGCCCCGCCGGCGCUGCGGCUGCUGCUGCUGCUGGGCCCCCUGGGUCCCCUGUGCGCCCCGGGCGCCCCGGCGGGACCCGCGCAGGCUGAGGACGUGGCGGAGCUGCUCUUCUCCACCGCACGGCCGCUGCACCUGCUGAGUCCCGCGUUCCUGUCCUUCACCAUCGACGCCAACCUGGCCACCGACCCGCGGUUCCUCGCCUUCCUGGGUUCUCCGAAGCUUCGUACUUUGGCCAGAGGUUUGUCUCCUGCAUAUUUGAGAUUUGGUGGCACCAAAACAGACUUUCUUAUUUUUGAUCCUAAGAAAGAACCAACCUUCGAAGAGAGAAGUUACUGGGAAUCCCAAGUCAACCAGGAUAUUUGUAAAUCUGGAUCCCUCCCUUAUGAGGUGGAGAAAAGGCUUCAGUUGGAAUGGCUCUUCCAGGAGCAGUGGCUGCUCAGAGAACAGUAUCGGAAAGAGUUCAAGAACAGCACGUACUCAAGGAGCUCAGUGGACAUGUUGUAUGCUUUUGCAAAUUGCUCAGGACUGAACUUGAUUUUUGGGCUGAAUGCUUUAUUGAGGAAUGCAGAUAUGCACUGGAACAGCUCAAAUGCUAAACUGCUUCUAGACUAUUGCUCAUCCAAGAGAUACAACAUUUCCUGGGAAUUGGGCAAUGAACCUAACAGUUUCUGGAAAAAGUCUGGUAUUUUCAUCGAUGGAUUACAGUUAGGAGAAGAUUUUAUUGAGUUGCAUAAACUUCUAGGGAAGUCCACUUUCAAAAAUGCAAAACUUUAUGGUCCUGACGUUGGUCAGCCUCGGGGAAAGACAGUUAAGUUGCUAAGGAGUUUCCUGAAGGCUGGUGGAGAAGUGAUUGAUUCAGUCACGUGGCAUCACUACUAUUUGAAUGGACGCAUUGCUACCAAAGAAGAUUUUUUAAACCCUGAUGUGCUGGACACUUUUAUUUUAUCUGUGCAAAAAAUUUUCCAGGUGGUUGAGGAGACCAGACCCGGCAAGAAGGUCUGGUUAGGAGAAACGAGCUCAGCCUAUGGGGGUGGAGCGCCCUUGCUGUCCAACACCUAUGCAGCUGGCUUCAUGUGGCUGGAUAAAUUGGGCCUGUCGGGCCGAAUGGGCAUCGAGGUGGUGAUGAGACAGGUGCUCUUUGGAGCUGGAAACUACCAUUUAGUGGAUGAAAACUUCGAACCUCUCCCUGAUUACUGGCUGUCUCUUUUGUUCAAGCAACUAGUAGGCUCCAAGGUAUUCAUGGCAAGUGUGAAAGGUACGGACAAGAGCAAACUACGAGUGUACCUUCACUGCACAAAUACCAACCACCCAAGGUAUCAAGAAGGAGAUUUAACUCUCUAUGCCCUGAAUCUCUACAAUGUCACCAAGCGCUUGCGGCUACCAGAUCAGUUAUUUAACAAACAAGUGGAUAAGUAUCUUGUCAAACCUUCAGGACCUGACGGACUGCUUUCCAAAUCUGUCCAGCUCAACGGUCAAACUCUGAAGAUGGUGGAUGAUCAAACCCUCCCAACUUUGACAGAAAAACCUCUCCGUCCAGGAAGUUCACUCGGCUUACCAGCUUUCUCUUAUGGGUUUUUUGUGAUAAAAAAUGCCAAGGUGACUGCUUGUGUAUGAAGUCCUGCAUUAGCCCCAACAUUAAAUGUUUCAAGUAUCUUGUAAAGAGAAAAACAAAAUUAAGCUAUAGGAAAGCAAGUAGAUUUGGCACAAAUCAACUAGCAGGAGCUUUAGAGACACUGCAACAGUCAGUGCAGAGUUAGCAUGGUAUUUUGAUCUCUGAAAUAAACACUGCUAAUAAUGACCAUAAAUAAUA
Messenger RNA from Perognathus longimembris pacificus (Pacific pocket mouse), 1900 nucleotides. RefSeq names its product heparanase (gene Hpse). Gene Ontology annotation, cellular component: membrane; extracellular matrix. Bases 79 to 1704 code for a protein of 541 amino acids. Lineage: Eukaryota; Metazoa; Chordata; Mammalia; Rodentia; Heteromyidae. The record is from RefSeq and is a predicted model, not a curated record. The transcript has 12 exons. Gene Ontology annotation, molecular function: hydrolase activity, acting on glycosyl bonds.